AUGAGAAAUAGAGAAGAAAACACCCAGAAUUUUUCGAGGUUCGCCCAUAAACUGGGUUACAUCCUCGUUGAGCUGCUCCUCAGAUGGAAAGCUCGGAUCUUCACUAUGAAGUUGCUGUUACAAGAGCAUGUGAAAAGUAAGUAUAACAAAGACGGCGGUUAUUAUAAUUGCUACGUCAAGUUGCAACUCCGAAAUGGAUACCGGGCCCCUGGUUUUGAUGGUGACAUAUAUUUGAAACUACCUAAAUCUGUCCUCUCUUCUCUUAUUCACCGGGCUCCAGAUUAUGAGUCCAAUAAUUUCAAUUGCUUCUUAUCAGGCAAUUUGACUCAACAUCUGGACAGAAGAAACCAUGAAAAUUCAUCCCUGGAUAACAUUCAGGCUAGUUAUCUUCUUGCUGCUACUGGAUUCAGAAAAUUUAGUUACUUAGAGCUGAAAAAGGAAACGAAGGGUUUCAGUCUAGAGAUUGGAAGAGGUGCAGGAGGAAUAGUCUACAAGGCCAUUUUGUCUGAUAAUCGAGUUGCGGCCGUCAAGAAACUCACAGAUACUAACCAAGGAGAAGUCGAAUUUUACGCAGAAGUAAGCACCAUAGGAACACUGAACCACAUGAACUUAAUAGAAAUGUGGGGAUAUUGUGCCGAGGGAAAGCAUAGACUUCUAGUUUAUGAGUACAUGGAACAUGGAUCCUUGGCUGAGAACUUGGCUUCCAAUGCUUUGGAUUGGAAAAUGAGGUUUGAUAUUGCUAUAGGGACAGCCAGAGGCCUUGCUUAUUUGCAUGAAGAGUGUUUGGAGUGGGUUUUACAUUGCGAUGUAAAGCCUUAUAACAUACUCUUGGGCUCUAAUUAUCAACCAAAAGUAGCUGAUUUUGGCCUUUCAAAGCUACUAAACAGAAAUGAGCUCAGUGAUAACUCAAGCUUCUCGAGGAUAAGAGGAACUAAAGGCUAUAUGUCUCCUGAAUGGGUUUACAAUCUUCCGAUCACGUUUAAAGUGGAUGUUUAUAGCUACGGAAUUGUUUUGCUUGAAAUGGUUACAGGAAAUGGCCCAACAAGAGGUGUUUUGGAUGCAGAAGAUGUUGGUGAGGCACGACCGAAAAAGCUUGUUACGUGGGUAAGAGAUAAGAUGAAUGCUAGUGCUUCGCUGAGUGAAAAGGGGAUUGAUGAAAUCAUAGAACCCGCGAUCGUAAGCAACUAUAGCAUGAGAGAGGUGGAAAUUUUGAUUGAAGUGGCUCUUAGAUGCGUCGAGGAAGACAAAGAUGCAAGACCCACCAUGAGCCAAGUUGUGGAGAUGCUUCUAAGCAACGAAAAAGACAAGUGA
This is a messenger RNA of Humulus lupulus (European hop), 1311 nucleotides long. RefSeq names its product putative receptor protein kinase ZmPK1. Gene Ontology annotation, molecular function: ATP binding; protein kinase activity. The transcript is spliced from 3 exons. NCBI's taxonomy places the organism in Eukaryota, Viridiplantae, Streptophyta, Magnoliopsida, Rosales, Cannabaceae. The record is from RefSeq and is a predicted model, not a curated record. Gene Ontology annotation, biological process: protein phosphorylation. The coding region runs from base 1 to 1311 and encodes 436 amino acids.